UACAAACAACAACAACAACUUGACUUCAAUAAAUUCCCCCCCCCCAAAUUUCUUUCAAAUUUUUUUUCAAAACUUCUUCUCUCUCUAAUUUCAAAAUUAUUAAUUAAAAUAUAUAAGGAAAAACUUCAAUUUCAGAUAUGGCUGCUGCUAACACCGAUUCACCUCCUCUUUCUGUUAAAGAAAAUGUGACACCAAUUAAUUCAAAGAUUGCGGAAAUAAGUGAAUCGAGGGCGGAACUGCUUAAUAGAAUUCAGAAUUUGAAAAAUGAUCUUCAAAGUUGGAGGUCAAAGUUAGAUACUCAAGUUAAGACCUAUCGUGAUGAGCUUUCAGACCUUAAGAAAACACUCAAUGUGGAAGUGGACCAGCUUCGAUCUGAAUUUCAAGAGCUUAGAACUACUUUACAGCAGCAACAAGAAGAUGUAACUGUUAGUUUAAAGAACUUAGGGCUGCAGGAUGUUUCUGGAGAUGUUAAAGAUACCGAAGGUUCCAAAGACACCGAAGGUUCAAAGGACAUUGAGAGUUCAAAAGAGAAAGAAGAGACCCCUUAAAAGAAACUUAUAACAAAGUUUGCAUUAAGUUAUACUUUUUUAUAAGUUCUACCUAUUAUGUGUUAAUUUUGUAUUGCCUGGAAAACAUAGUAUUAUCAUCUAUGCUAGAUGAUUUUGAAUUACUGAAGUUGUUGACGGAUCUUGUUAUGCAAGAAUUGUAUUCCAUAUCAAAGAGUUCUCUGACUAAA
This is a messenger RNA of Erigeron canadensis, 736 nucleotides long. Its product is annotated as CAP-Gly domain-containing linker protein 1. The record is from RefSeq and is a predicted model, not a curated record. The transcript is spliced from 7 exons. The coding region runs from base 138 to 548 and encodes 136 amino acids. NCBI's taxonomy places the organism in Eukaryota, Viridiplantae, Streptophyta, Magnoliopsida, Asterales, Asteraceae.